This is a messenger RNA of Arachis duranensis, 2276 nucleotides long. RefSeq lists its product as hypothetical. The record is from RefSeq and is a predicted model, not a curated record. The transcript is spliced from 2 exons. Bases 217 to 2049 code for a protein of 610 amino acids. Lineage: Eukaryota; Viridiplantae; Streptophyta; Magnoliopsida; Fabales; Fabaceae.
UAAUUAGGGUCCUCAACUUUAGGGGUGGCAAGAAUCAAACAAACCCAACCCAACAAGUAAACCGAAAGCAAUGAUAAUAAUUACAAUUAUAAUACUUGAAUGCGACAGAUCGACGGCAAUUAAAUUACGAAGAAGCAAAGCAUGGCCGGCGAGAGUGAAAGAAUGCGAGGGCCCCAUUAACUCAAUGAGCCAGCGACCUUUGAAUUUUGGAGCACUAUGAAGAAGAUCCACACUCUGAUGAUCAUGGUGACUUCAACCAUCAACCUCAACGUGAAGCUCCAAUUUGCAACUCACCUGUUAUUGCGGUUACUCCUCCACAUGCCUCGCUUCACCUGCAAAUGCUUCUCCUUCGUUUGGAACCGAACCACCACUCGCAACACCAAUAAUACCCUCGGUCUCCCUCAAACCUUUUCUCUCUCUGCUCCUCUUCCUCAAUGGCCACAAGGACAAGGUUUUGCUUCGGGAAUUGUUAGCCUUGGUGAAAUUGAAGUGUGUGAGAUCACAGGGUUUGAGUUUGUUUGGAGCAGCAGUGAUAGAAUAGACAUUAGAAAAUCUGUUGCAUUCUAUAAGCCUGUAGGAAUACCGGAUGGAUUCCGCGUUCUCGGUCACUAUUGUCAGCCCUGCUACAAGCCCUUGAGGGGUUUUGUACUUGUGGCUAGGGAAGCAGAAGCUUCCAAAUCCGAAAAUACUGAAAUUCGCGACAGCGAUGAAUUGCCGGCUCUGAGGAAUCCCCUUGAUUAUACAUUGGUAUGGUGUUCUAAUGCAGGAGACAAGGAAGUGUCGAAUGGUUCUGGUUACUUUUGGAUACCCCUGCCUCCUAAAGGAUACAAAGCUCUUGGCUACUUGGUUACUAACAAGCCUGAAAAGCCUCAUUUGGAUGAAAUUAGUUGUGUUCGUGCCGAUCUCACUGAUAUAUGUGAACCUUACCGUGCAAUGUUUGAUGCUAGUUCUGUGAUUCCGGAGAUUCCAUUUCAGGUAUGGAGUUUGAGACCGAGUGAUCGUGGCAUGUGGGGGAAAGGAGUUUCAGUAGGGACAUUUUUCUGCAGUAGUUAUUGGAUCAAAGGAGAAGAGUUACCAAUUGCAUGCUUGAAGAAUUUGAACUCAAUGCUACCAGCAAUGCCACAACUCCAACAAAUACAUGCACUCAUAGAGCACUAUGGUCCUACUGUUUUCUUUCAUCCUGAGGAAGUUUACUUGCCGUCUUCUGUUGAAUGGUUCUUCAGCAACGGAGCGCUCUUGUACAGAAAAGGCGCAACAAUGGGUGAGGCCAUUGAUGCAACUGGCUCAAGUUUGCCGGUUGGAGGGACAAACGAUGGGGAGUUUUGGAUAGAUAUGCCGAAUGAUGAUCGAAGGGAGUUUGUGAAACGCGGCGACUUGAAAAGUGCAAAAUUGUAUGCUCAUGUGAAGCCAGCUCUAGGUGGAACUUUCACAGACAUUGCCAUGUGGGUUUUUUGCCCCUUCAAUGGACCAUCCACUCUGAAAUUAGGAAUUAUGAGUAUGCCUUUUAGCAAGGUUGGAGAGCAUGUGGGAGAUUGGGAGCAUUUCACACUUCGGAUAUCUAAUUUCACUGGAGAACUUUGGAGUAUCUAUUUCUCACAGCAUAGUGGUGGUAAAUGGGUGGAUGCCCAAGAUUUGGAGUAUGUUGAUGGCAACAAAGCUAUUGUUUACUCGUCAAGAAAUGGACAUGCAAGUUUCCCACAUGCUGGAACCUAUAUCCAAGGGUCUUCAAAGCUUGGAAUUGGGAUCAGGAAUGAUGCUACUAGAAGCAAUUUGUAUGUGGAUUCUAGUUCUCAGUACGAGGUUGUUGCAGCUGAGUACCUAGGAGAUGCUGUCACUGAGCCUCAGUGGUUGCAGUUUAUGAGAGAGUGGGGUCCCAAAAUUGUUUAUGAUUCAAAAACUGAGCUGGAUAAGAUCAUCAAUGCUCUGCCACUCGGGCUUCGAAGUUCAUUCGAGAACUUAGUUAAAAAGCUACCAGUGGAGUUGUAUGGUGAGGAAGGUCCUACAGGGCCAAAAGAGAAAAAUAACUGGAUAGGAGAUGAAAGAUGGUGAACUGAUUCAUAUUCUUGUGUUCAUAUCACACCGAUUGCUUUAAUCGGCAAAGUCUGGGAUAGUUUUGUAAUUGUAUUGUAUUUGUAUUAUUUUUGUAUAGUUGGGUGCACAUACAAAGAUUUAUUUUUCUCCCUUUUCAAAUACAGAGAGAUUUAUGUAAUUCAAUGGUUUAGAGCGGUGCUUCAUUAUUUAAUAUUUAUGUAAUGCUAAUAUUGAUAUGGUCAUUA